This is a messenger RNA of Nipponia nippon (crested ibis), 663 nucleotides long. The record is from RefSeq and is a predicted model, not a curated record. Lineage: Eukaryota; Metazoa; Chordata; Aves; Pelecaniformes; Threskiornithidae.
AUGCAGAAAUAUCUAGGUCUAGUAGAGAAUGGACAGAUAUGUUCUUGUUGCUUCCUUCAGAAGUUUCUACUUUACCUAGAACUUUCUUUAAAUGUGGUAGCAAAACUUUAUGGAGUAUUUUUUACUUUCUGGCAAGGCCAGAAUUACCUAGGUAGCCUUACUGUUGAGGAAACUCAUAACAUAUUCCUGUGGUACAUGGCUGCAAAUAAACUUAAACUAGAGUUUCCGCUGACAAAAAGAAAACGACUUGUACCUCAGCAAUGCCGUUGAUUUCAGUCAUCUGCACAUCACAGUAAUCAGCAGAGGUACAGAGGGCUGUAUGACAGUACUCAUUUUGCUGUAAAUGGCCAUUGUAGCACAACUGGGUCAAGCUGUGGCAAAGCUGAAUACAGUGUCAAAAUUGAACUGAAGCACUUAGAGGUUGUCCUUGCUCAAAAUCUGACAAAGUUUACCUCCAAUGGCUCCAACAAUACUUCCUCUGUGUGGUUUGAACACCCUGUGCAGGUUGAGCAAGACACAUUCUACCAUGGAAGUGCUAUCUUAACAGUAAUGACUGAAGCGCAGUGUGGGAAAGUGACGUUCCAGUUCCAGCACUCCUCGGACAGUGCUAAUGGAACUGGAGUACACAGAGGACAAACACCUGAGCUCAUUUUCUAUGCAUGA